Molecule: messenger RNA, 1023 nt
Organism: Prionailurus viverrinus (fishing cat)
Lineage: Eukaryota; Metazoa; Chordata; Mammalia; Carnivora; Felidae
Gene: MCHR2
Product: melanin concentrating hormone receptor 2
Exons: 5
Coding region: 1-1023 (340 amino acids)
Biological process (GO): neuropeptide signaling pathway
Cellular component (GO): neuron projection; membrane
Molecular function (GO): neuropeptide binding; G protein-coupled receptor activity
Source: RefSeq, a predicted model, not a curated record
AUGAAUUCACUUUACUCAUCCUGUUGGAACACCUCUGCUGAACUUUUGAACAAAUCCUGCAAUAAAGAGACUGCUUAUCAAACCCUCAGCAUUGUGGAUACAAUUAUCCUCCCUUCUAUGAUUGGGGUUAUCUGUUCACUGGGGCUGGUUGGCAACAUCCUCAUUGUAUUCACUAUAAUAAGGUCCAGGAAAAAAACUAUUCCUGACAUUUAUAUCUGCAACCUGGCUGUGGCUGAUCUGGUCCACAUCAUUGGAAUGCCUUUUCUUAUUCAUCAGUGGGCACGGGGAGGAGAGUGGGUGUUUGGGGGGCCUCUCUGCACCAUUAUCACAUCCCUGGAUACUUGCAACCAGUUUGCCUGUACUUCCAUCAUGACUGUAAUGAGUGUGGACAGGUACUUGGCUCUCGUCCAACCAUUUCGACUUACAAGUUGGAGAACGAGGUACAAGACCAUCCGCAUCAAUUUGGGCCUUUGGGCAGCUUCCUUUAUUCUGGCAUUGCCUGUCUGGGUCUACUCGAAGGUCAUCAAAUUUAAAGACGGCGUGGAGAGUUGUGCUUUUGAUUUAACAUCCCCUGACGAUGUACUCCGGUAUACACUUUAUUUGACAAUAACAACUUUUUUUUUCCCUCUGCCUUUGAUUUUGGUAUGCUAUAUUUUAAUUUUAUGCUAUACUUGGGAGAUGUACCAACAGAAUAAGGAUGCCAGAUGUUAUAAUCCCAGUGUUCCAAAGCAACGAGUGAUGAAGCUGACAAAGAUGGUGCUGGUGCUGGUGGCAGUCUUUAUCUUAAGUGCUGCCCCCUAUCACGUGAUACAACUGGUGAACUUACAGAUGGAGCAGCCCACACUGGCUUUCCAUGUGGGUUAUUAUCUCUCCAUCUGUUUCAGCUAUGCCAGCAGCAGCAUUAAUCCUUUUCUCUACAUCGUGCUGAGUGGAAAUUUCCGGAAACGCCUGCCUCAAGUGCAAAGGAGAGUGACUGAGAAGGAAAUCAACAAUAUAGAAAAUACCUUGAAAUCCAGCUUUUAG